AUGCCUCGUGGCCAGCCCACAGCAAAGCGACAGCCAGGUGUUGCGAACCAGCGCGAUUCUCGCCAUGACGCAGGUAUUGUGACGCCCGGCAAAAGAAUCCAACCAUCCAAGCAAAAGAGCAAUGGACAUAGCAACGGGCACCCAAAGCAGCCCGAUAGCAAUUGUUCAACACCACCUCUGCCAGCAACCCCUCCACCAGCCAACGGGCAUGCGAGACAGCAUCCCCUCUCCGAUUCCCAACCUGCCACGGUCCAUAAAAUGGCAGGCCCUGUAAGAAGACCGUCUUUUGGUGCCUACUCCGAAUCCUCCUCAUCCGAAUCCUACCACAACAACGCCGGACUAUCUCCUGAAAACCAUCGACGGAUCGAUGUCAAUGCUACCAAGAAUCCCGCUGUCCAUCGAGAUCUUGGCCCUUUCAAUCUAGCUUUGACGGUCUUGCGGUCGUGUCCUCUCUACGAUACUAUUGCCAUUCUCAUCGUCCUACUACAGCUACCACCAACAUUUCUAUCUUUGGUCCAUCUCCUCUUUGCCACAUUGACUUUUGUUCCGCCUUCGAACUCGACCACCUCGGGAUUAAGCUUCACGGAUGUUUUUGAGGGGACGUUGGGUACGCCAUCCGUAGCUACAAUUGUGGUGGUGGAUCUAUUCGUGUUGAUGGUAUGGCUAUUUUUAUGGAGCCCUCUUCAGGAUGUUGCUUUGGACCUAGCUCAGACCGUGAUUGCUUUGACGUUAGGAGGUGGCACCAGUGGCAGGGAAGCGGGGUUGAGAAAUGUCCUUGUCUGCUUUGGUCUGAUAGCCUCCUCCCAUUUCGCUCGUAAUGGAAAUGUGAAGCAAUCCGGAUUCCGUGCUAUUCUUUCCUCCACUUCCUCGAUGGGAUCGUCGGAUCCAGAUGAUCCCCUCGAGCCGGUUUCCCAUGGUGGGAGUAAGAAGAAUGCGCAUGGCUGGGUUCGGAGCAUUUUGGCAAUACACAUUCUGGCGCAAGGGCUGGUCCGUUUUGUUCGUGAUUUAUACAUUCAGAGAAAUUUAAGAGAAAAAAGAGAUACAGCAACUUCAAUCAGCGAUCCAGAGGCUGGAAAAACGUUGGCAGACAAUGCCAGCGAGACCUCCAAUUCUAUUGCGCAAACUACCGAGAACGAUUCCUCCAUACCACUAAACGCCACUACGACCAUCAACUCCAAAAAGAAGAGGAAGCAGAGCGCACAGGUUCGCGUUAGGCAACCUCUUUGGGCUGCGUUGGCCAGUACAAAGAUAGUGAUGGUAAAGGAAUACGAAACCUCACAUACAGCAGCCGAGUCGGCAGGCACAAAUGCAACAGACAUCAACAAUCUAGGAAAUGCACCUUUCAAUGCUGAGGCGGAUCGUAUUUGGAUCACUUAUGUUGGUUCUGAUGCGGUUAGUUUUAGUACGAGUUAUUUCCCACAGCACACACCAUCUUCAGAUCUCGAUGAGAGGCGUAUCGAUUCAUUGGGGGUAGACCGAUCCAAGCCAUUUUUUGUUCGGGUCAACAAGACAGUAUGGCACGCUACGAAAAUCAAGGCCAUGAUCAAUCCAGACAAGCUCGAUGGUCAGGAUAUGCGAUGGACUGGGGAAAUUUUUGGACUUGCCCCCGCCACGGAUUUUGAAUGCGAGUUUGUUAGUACCGUCGACGAUACCGUACUAUUCUCAUCAAGUGUCUGGACCAUGGCACCACCAUCCGCCGACACAUCAAUUGGUCUUUCUCCCAAUCCACAAGUUCCAAGACGCCCAGGAUCGCCAACUACAACACUCAAAACCUCCAUUGCUUCAUCAGAACUCAAGUUGACUGAAGAACGGAAUCGACAGAAGCGCGAACGGAAGGAGUUACGAGCCAAAGUCAACGCCAUCAAAAAAGAGAUUGAUAAACUCGCCAAUAGCAUUUCUUCUUCUGGUGGAAAUGAUGAUCGGGUCAAGCAAAAGAUUCAACAAAACAAUCUCCAACAAAAACAAGCAGAAGAUGCUCUCGUAGGUCUGAUUGCGGAAAUCAAAGCUCUUGAAGUGAUUCCUCUUGAUGAUGCUGCGCAAUACUCAUCAUGCAAGGGCGAAUACAAGGGUCAGACCGAAAAGCAAAAGCACUUUCGUUCCGAGGUCAACAGUACCAGGCAGAACGUCGAACGUGACCUCUCGAAUCUCAACAACGAGCUCUCGAAUAUUCAGCAAAAGUAUGAACGCGCGCAAACUAGAGUCAACAAACUCGCUAGUGAGCAUGAGCGGAUUACCGAUGCGAAUGCCAGGGGCUUGGAUGAGGCUCAGAGAAAGGAAAACGUGAGACAAGCAAAUCAUAUCGAGCGAGCCAAGUUGGAAGGAAUGUACUUGGAUCGACUCAAUGGGCUCACGGGACAAGUAGCCGAAGCAACUGCAUCUCUUCAACUGAUGUACGGUCAGAUUGAAAACAUGCAGCGUCAAGAAAUUUAUGCUACAGCAAGCCCAACCACCAGCGUACCAAACCUUCAUGCGAACAAUGGUUACGGAUCUGAUAUGAUGAUUGACCAUCCCAAUACCACUUACCCCUGGAACGCAGCAGCCAUGCAAAAUCCAGGUAACAUGUACUCACAAGUACCUUAUGGCCCCCCGCCAUCUAUGCCCAUUCACACAUCGGGAACUCGAACUCGUGGAAGGAGUAGCAGUAUGCUCAGUAACUUGUCCGGCUUUACACAAAGCGACGAGGAGGUUACAGCUCCGAUGCACCCAUUCCCGGUGGGGCAAGCGACUUGGGGACAUUACGAUGCACAGAGACAUGGGAGUACUGGUAGUGGAAGUGGCGCUGGUAGUCUUGGAGAUCCGAAAAGUCCACUUGUUGGGAAUGGUAUUAUGGUUGCGAGAUGA
Messenger RNA from Hymenoscyphus albidus, 2841 nucleotides. The record is from the annotation of a GenBank genome assembly. NCBI's taxonomy places the organism in Eukaryota, Fungi, Ascomycota, Leotiomycetes, Helotiales, Helotiaceae.